CUCUGCCGGGCGCCGGGGCAGGAAGGGCUGUGGCCGCCGUGCCAUUCUUAAAGGGGCCCGAGAGAAGGCGACAGGCGGCUGACGGCCGGAAGGAAAAUGAGUGAGUCUUUGGUGGUUUGUGAUGUUGCUGAAGAUUUAGUGGAAAAGCUGAGAAAGUUUCGUUUUCGCAAAGAAACAAACAAUGCUGCCAUUAUAAUGAAAAUUGACAAGGAUAAACGCCUGGUGGUACUGGAUGAGGAGCUUGAGGGCAUUUCACCAGAUGAACUUAAAGAUGAACUACCUGAACGACAACCUCGUUUCAUUGUGUAUAGUUAUAAAUAUCAACAUGAUGAUGGAAGAGUUUCAUAUCCUCUGUGCUUUAUUUUCUCCAGUCCCGUUGGAUGUAAGCCUGAACAACAGAUGAUGUAUGCUGGGAGUAAGAAUAAGCUAGUCCAAACAGCUGAACUAACCAAGGUAUUCGAAAUAAGAAAUACUGAAGACCUAACUGAAGAAUGGUUACGUGAGAAACUUGGAUUUUUCCACUAAUGUGAACUUCUGUGUUUCUAAAGUAUUUAUGAUUAACCUGACCAUACUGGAACCAGACAUAAAUACUUAUUUAUGCCUAAAAAUGCACCAUUACUUU
Molecule: messenger RNA, 622 nt
Organism: Cynocephalus volans (Philippine flying lemur)
Lineage: Eukaryota; Metazoa; Chordata; Mammalia; Dermoptera; Cynocephalidae
Gene: GMFB
Product: glia maturation factor beta
Exons: 7
Coding region: 97-525 (142 amino acids)
Biological process (GO): negative regulation of Arp2/3 complex-mediated actin nucleation; actin filament debranching
Cellular component (GO): actin cortical patch
Molecular function (GO): actin binding; Arp2/3 complex binding
Source: RefSeq, a predicted model, not a curated record